AUGUCGCGUACCUUGAUCACUUUGGAUUCUGUGAGUGCAAGCAGUGUGUUCAUUAUACUUCUACUUGUCACAGCAACAGCUAACCAGGGAUGCCGCUUGAAUAUCAAUUACAGAAGCUUUCUUGAAAAUGUUAGAAACAAUUUUAUUUUCAAAGGUCAAUCCAACAUGGUCCAAAAUAUUCUACAAGUAACCAAUGGCCUUCCUGGAGAAAACCUGUCAGCUAAUUUGACAGGAAGAAUCUUAUACGAAAAUAGGCUGAAGUUAUGGAGAAAAAGUCACCGAGUCUCUUCUUUCAACACAAGAUUUGUAUUGGCAAUUGCCCCACAGUCUAAUCCUCCCGGUGAAGGUCUCGCAAUUAUUCUAACUAGGGACCCUCAGGUUCCAGAAAAUAGCUACGGCCAGUGGUUGGGGAUAACAAAUGCUGGUAAAGACGGUACCCCUGGAAAUAAAAUAAUCGCAUUUGAAUUUGAUACUAGAAAGAGCUUCAGAGAAGAUGUUGAUAAUAAUCAUUUUGGUGUAAACAUCAAUAGCAUAAAAUCUAACAGAACGACUUCACUGACCCAAUUUGGAGUUAAUCUUUCGAGUCUUACUCCUAUCACUGCUACAAUUGAUUAUGAUGGCACCAAGAAAAUGGUAAAUGUAAGUGUUUCGAUGAACAAAAGAGGAGCAAACUCUGAAUUUCCAAUCCUUUCCAUGCCUCUCGAUCUAUCUAGACACCUUCCAGAAGAUGUUUAUGUUGGAUUCUCUGCCUCAACUAGUUCAGAUAUUCAACUGAAUUGCAUAACAGAAUGGUACUUCUCCAGCAGUGACAUUGAGAAAUAUAAUGCAACCCACUUUUAUGUUGCUAUCCUGAUUCCGCUUACAUCUGUAAUUUGUAUGGGCAGUCUAGCAUGUUGUAUUUACCAGAAAAUGAAAUGGAAAAGGAAAUGUACAAAGGAUGAGGAUGGCACCUUAGAUGUAGAGACACAAUGUUUAAUGUUGGGUCCAAAGAAAAACCGGUUUAAGGAGCUCAAAGUUGCAACUAGAAAUUUCAAUUCCAGAAAUGAGCUUGGUAGAGGAGGUUUUGGCAUAGUCUACAAGGGGGUGUUGAAUGAAAUCAUCAGAAACGAUCCUAAGAAGUUAGAUUUGAGUGGGAGCAGUGGUUGCAGACGAAGGAAAAGUAUAAGACUCGAAAAAUUCGAUGGUGCAGAUUUCGGGUUUUGGAAGAUGCAGAUCAAAGAUUAUUUAUACCAGAAAAAGCUUUAUGAACCUCUUUUAGAAAAAAAGCCAGAGGGUAUGAAAGAUGAAGAUUGGAAUCUUCUAGAUAGACAAGCCCUUGGAGUUAUUAGGCUAACUUUUUCACGCAAUAUUGCUUUUAAUAUAGCAAAGGAAAAGACCACGACAGGUCUGAUGAAAGCUCUCUCUAGUAUGUAUGAGAAGCCAUCGGCUUCUAUUAAAGUUCAUUUAAUGAGGCGGUUAUUCAAUUUGCGGAUGACAGAUGGCGGGUUGGUAGCUCAACAUUUUAAUGAACUCAAUUCAAUCACAACCCAAUUGAGUUCAAUUAAAAUUGAUUUUGAAGAUGAAGUUCAAGCAUUGAUACUUUUGUCUUCAUUACCAGAUAGCUGGAAUGCUACAGUCACAACUGUGAGUAGCUCAUCAGGAAGCAAUAAAUUGAAAUUUAAUGAUGUUCGUGACCUGGUUCUCAGUGAAGAGAUCCGACGGAGAGAGUCGGGUGAAUUAUCAACCUCUUAA
This is a messenger RNA of Chenopodium quinoa (quinoa), 1731 nucleotides long. RefSeq names its product probable L-type lectin-domain containing receptor kinase S.5. The record is from RefSeq and is a predicted model, not a curated record. Bases 1 to 1731 code for a protein of 576 amino acids. NCBI's taxonomy places the organism in Eukaryota, Viridiplantae, Streptophyta, Magnoliopsida, Caryophyllales, Amaranthaceae. Gene Ontology annotation, molecular function: carbohydrate binding. The transcript is spliced from 2 exons.